AUGAACAAAGAAGAUGCUUUAAGCCAUAUUGACAUUGCAUAUCAAAAGAUUAAUAAUCAGAACAAUGGUUAUGGGUUUGACUCAAGGAAGAACAAAGUAGAUUUAGAAUUAAAGUCAUGUCCAAAAUCUAGAGGUCUUUACCAGAGUUCAUCUCAAAUUUAUCUUCACACUCCCAAGAAUUACUCAGAUUUCACGACACCAAAAUAAGGCAUUUAGCAGAAAAGAGAUACAUUUUUCAAGAGGGUCUUCAACCAAAAUGAUAAGUGUAGCAUCUCCUGGAACAACUAAUCCUUCUACUGAGUCAAAACAUUUAAAUAAAACAAGAGACAAGCCAGACCAUUACAAGAAAUCUAUUGAGACACUUUCCAGUAGACUUUUUACAAGAGAGUUCAACGGUAAAAGCUCGGACUACAAGCAGCCAAUAAUUUCAAAUGGACUAGGGUUUUACUCAAAAUCUAGCUCUUCACCUUCCCUUAUCAAAGAGAAUACUGUUAGAAGAAGGAAUUAUCACCAGAAGCCCUUUACUAGGACAGGGUCUUAUGCUAGAAGUGGGAGUAUAGCCGGAAGCUACAUGCCUGUGUUCACCAAUCAAGUUAAUCAGUACUACCGGAGGUAUUAACUUAGUACGCUUGUUUCAAUUCUGA
Molecule: messenger RNA, 644 nt
Organism: Moneuplotes crassus
Lineage: Eukaryota; Ciliophora; Spirotrichea; Euplotida; Euplotidae
Source: the annotation of a GenBank genome assembly